Molecule: messenger RNA, 6501 nt
Organism: Dama dama (fallow deer)
Lineage: Eukaryota; Metazoa; Chordata; Mammalia; Artiodactyla; Cervidae
Gene: PTPN3
Product: protein tyrosine phosphatase non-receptor type 3
Exons: 27
Coding region: 133-2997 (954 amino acids)
Biological process (GO): protein dephosphorylation
Cellular component (GO): cytoplasmic side of plasma membrane; cytoskeleton; cytoplasm
Molecular function (GO): cytoskeletal protein binding; protein tyrosine phosphatase activity
Source: RefSeq, a predicted model, not a curated record
GUAAGGACACUGAGAAUGUUCCAGUCAAGGGUCAAGGUGGGCAAAGACGUCCCACACAGAGGCGAAAAUGUUCUGAGGUUGGACAAGUUCUGAGUGUUUGAUGGACAGAAAGGUGCUCCUGGAGGUGAAGGAAUGCAGGAGCCAGGUUAUUCAGCGAUAGUUAUGACCUCCCGGUUACGUGCGUUGGGUGGAAGAAUUAAUAACAUACGCACCUCAGAAUUACCCAAAGAGAAAACGCGAUCAGAAGUCAUCUGUAGCGUCCGCUUUUUAGAUGGCUUGGUACAGACCUUUAAAGUUAACAAACAAGAUACUGGUCAAGUUCUCCUGGACAUGGCUUACAGCUACCUGGGUGUGACUGAGAAGGAGUAUUUCGGUUUACAGCACGGUGAUGACUCGCUGGAUUCUCCCAGAUGGCUUGAAGCAAGCAAACCCAUCAGGAAGCAGUUAAAAGGAGGUUUCCCCUGUACCCUGCAUUUUCGAGUAAGAUUUUUUAUACCUGAUCCCAACACACUACAGCAAGAACAAACCAGGCAUUUGUAUUUUUUACAACUGAAGAUGGAUAUUUGUGAAGGAAGGUUAACCUGCCCUCUUAACUCAGCGGUGGUUCUAGCAUCCUAUGCAGUACAAUCUCAUUUUGGAGACUACGAUUCUUCCGUUCAUGCUCCGGGCUAUCUCUCUGACAGUCAGUUCAUACCAGAUCAGAAUGAGGACUUCUUAGCGAAGGUGGAGUCGCUACAUGAGCAGCACAGUGGGCUAAAGCAAUCAGAAGCGGAAUCUUGCUUUAUCAACAUAGCUCGGACCCUCGACUUCUAUGGAGUGGAACUGCACAGCGGUAGGGAUUUGCACAAUUUAGAUCUAAUGAUUGGAAUUGCUUCUGCGGGCAUUGCUGUGUACCGAAAAUACAUUUGCACAAGUUUCUAUCCUUGGGUGAACAUUCUAAAAAUUUCUUUCAAAAGGAAAAAAUUCUUUAUACACCAGCGACAAAAACAGACGGAAUCCAGGGAGCAUAUAGUGGCCUUCAACAUGUUAAAUUACCGAUCUUGCAAAAACUUGUGGAAGUCCUGUGUCGAGCACCAUACAUUCUUUCAGGCAAAGAAGCUGCUACCUCAGGAAAAGAAUGUUCUGUCUCAGUACUGGACUCUGGGCUCUAGGAACCCCAAAAAGUCUGUAAAUAACCAGUAUUGCAAAAAGGUGAUUGGAGGGAUGGUGUGGAACCCAGCCAUGCGGAGAUCUUUAUCGGUGGAACAUUUAGAAACCAAGAGUCUACCUUCCCGGUCUCCUCCUAUUACUCCCAACUGGCGAAGUCCUCGGCUCCGGCACGAGAUCCGAAAGCCACGGCACUCUUCUGCGGACAACCUUGCCAACGAGAUGACAUACAUCACCGAGACCGAAGAUGUGUUCUACACCUACAAGGGCUCCCUGUCCCCUAAAGACAGUGAUUCCGAGGUCUCUCAGAACCGAAGCCCGCACCGAGAAGAAAUGAACUCUGUCCUGGCUUUUGUUUCCGAUGCCUACUGCGUUUACAGUUCUGAAGCAUCGGCUUCUGAGGGCGAGCACCCGCUUGUCUGCCGGAGUAUAUCCGAGAACAGCCCAGCACAAAGCUGCCUGACCCAGAAGUCAUCCAGUUCUGUGUCUCCAUCUUCAAAUGCUCCAGGCUCCUGCUCCCCAGAUGGCGUCGAUCAGCAGUUCCUAGAGGACUUCCACAGGGUGACCACAGGGGGCAUCGCCGAGGACUCCAGCCAGUACUACUGUGACAAGAACGAUGGUGACGGCUACUUAGUCUUGAUCCGCAUCACGCCAGAUGAAGAUGGGAAAUUUGGAUUUAAUCUAAAGGGAGGAGUGGAUCAAAAGAUGCCUCUCGUGGUGUCAAGGAUAAACCCAGAGUCACCUGCAGACACCUGCAUUCCUAAGCUGAACGAAGGGGAUCAAAUCGUGCUAAUCAACGGCCGGGACAUCUCAGAACACACCCAUGACCAAGUGGUAAUGUUCAUCAAAGCCAGCCGGGAGUCGCACACGCGGGAGCUGGCCCUGGUGAUCAGGAGGAAAGCCGUCCAUUCGUUUGCUGAUAUCAAAUCUGAAGAUGAACUGAACCAGCUCUUCCCAGAGGCCAUCUUCCCCGUGUGUCCGGAGGGGGGCGACACGCUGGAGGGGUCCAUGGAGCAGCUAAAGAAGGGCCUCGAAAGCGGGACGGUGCUGAUCCAGUUUGAGCAACUCUAUAGAAAGAAGCCCGGUUUGGCCAUCACGUUUGCAAAGCUGCCUCAAAAUCUAGACAAAAACCGAUAUAAAGAUGUACUGCCUUAUGACACCACCCGGGUAUUGUUGCAGGGAAACGAAGAUUACAUUAAUGCGAGUUAUGUGAAUAUGGAAAUUCCUGCUGCUCACCUUGUGAACAAGUACAUUGCCGCUCAGGGACCCCUGCCACAUACCUGUGCACAGUUUUGGCAAGUGGUCUGGGAUCAGAAGUUAUCACUCAUCGUCAUGUUGACGACUCUGACCGAGCGAGGCCGGACCAAAUGUCACCAGUACUGGCCCGACCCCCCCGACGUCAUGGAACACGGCAGCUUUCACAUCCGCUGUCAGUCAGAGGACUGCACCAUCGCCUACGUGUUCCGGGAAAUGCUGGUCACCAACACCGAGACUGGGGAGGACCACACAGUGACCCAUCUCCAGUACGUGGCCUGGCCAGACCAUGGCGUCCCCGACGACUCCUCAGACUUUUUGGAAUUUGUGAACUACGUGCGAUCCCUGAGAGUGGACGGUGAGCCCGUCCUGGUUCACUGCAGUGCUGGGAUAGGUCGAACCGGUGUGUUGGUCACCAUGGAAACAGCCAUGUGCCUGAUCGAGAGGAACCUGCCUGUUUACCCACUGGAUAUUGUUCGGAAAAUGCGAGACCAGCGCGCCAUGAUGGUGCAGACAUCAAGCCAGUACAAGUUUGUGUGUGAAGCAAUUCUUCGCGUUUAUGAAGAAGGCUUAGUCCAAAUGCUGGAUCCCAGUUAAGACUGCUGUGAAGACGUUCAUUCCCCUUUCCCCAGGGCAUCCUCCUCUCUGGAAGCGGCAAGAGGAACCUGUAGGCUGUGGGAAAGGAGUGAGCACAUUUGACCCAGGCACUUUAAAUUUCUAUUACAAAAAAAAAAAAAGGUAUCGUGUACAUAAGAACUGUGUAGAUAACGCAUGCGGUGAUAGUAUCAUGCAGGCCCGCACCUCCUCUGGAGAGAACCAAGCAGAAGGGGAGCUCAGUUUGGGGCCUGUCCUAAUGCCUUCCUCCCUCUCCAUCUCCAUAUUCCUGUAAACCAUCCUUGGGUAGUUAAGAGAGGACACCAGUCAUGCUGUGGACCUCCCAGAAGCGGAUGGUGUGGCCGUUCAGAGUUACUUGGAUACGUUGUGUGUCUGUGGGUCUAGGACUAAGAGCUGAGCUUUCCGUGGGUCUGGGCGGAGCUGAAACAGUGUUCCCAGCCUCGGUGAUGCUCGGGGGACCCCAUGGAUGUGCUGAGUGGCAGGGGAUGGGGUCUCAGGCAGAGGACAAGCCGUGCCUCUGUGCCCUUGUGCCCUCCCUUCCUUUGUCCAAUCUCCCUGCCACGUCUGCCGUUUGGCGUUUCUGAGAAUCGUGUCCACGUGCCCUGCCUCCUCCCUGCAUUAGUGACCCUCCUCAGGUUCCCACCAGUGCCUGAACCGGACGAGCAGUGCAGGUUUCAGGUGAGUUCUCAGCCGAGACUCUGAGAGUGAGGACUCCCGGUGUCGCCCCGCGUGUGAGCUUUCGGAGCAGGUGCCUCUUGUGUCUGCCUCCCUCCUGCUGCACGCCCAGCGCCCAGGACUGGAAUCAUCCACUACUGAAUCUAAUACAUGGAUUGCUGCUACUUCGAGCUAUUACACUUGAACCAUUACGAUUUUCCUGAGGGGAGAUGGGAUGUCAUCUAAACAUUCAGAAUCUUUGGCCCUUUCGAGGAAAGAUCUAGACAUUGAACCACAGGAAACCCAGCUUCGAGAGGGUUGCCUGUGGAUGUGUAUCUGUGUGUUGUGUUGUGUGUGUGCGCCCACGGGUGAGUGUCUGUCAGGAUUCCUAACUUGAUUCAAAUUACAGUUGAGUUUAUAUAAAGAAUGAGUCUCUGUAUAGAAGAACAAAUGUGUGCAUUCACUCUUAGUUACAAUGGUCUCCAUUUCAUUUCAAAGGAGAGGAUCAGACUAUCUGAAUACAAACACAAUUUGAUGUUAAUUUAUUCUAAGUACACCAAGAUUUUGAUUGUCCUAAAGAAUUCUGCCUUUGUUAAUACUGUGUUAAUUUUUUUUUUAAUUUGUGACAGGAUUGUAGCAAAUUAUUAUUUAAGGAAAAUAAAUUACGUGAAAAUUUGAAUGUGGUAUUUUGAAAUAGUGGUUUUAUGUAUCCAGAAAAAGCAGCUAACUAAGUAUCCAAUUUCUUGACAGGAUUUAUAGAAAAAGGAUGGUUCCAUGUUACAGUGCACUGAUAUGAGGCCGUUUUGAUGUUUAGCAAACUCCAGACCAAUUGAGCAAAAACGUUUCCUGGUCACAAGAUGGGUAAAGACCUUUAUGUAGGGGCCAGGUUUCUAAAGUUCUUUGUCUCCAGACCUAGCAUAUUUCCUGCAUUCUUUCCAUCUUUUCCCCACUGACAUUUUACUGUUAAAUGACAGGGGUUGGGGGAGCUGUUGUACAGUAUCAUAACCCACGCUGGGCAACAGGAGAUGACGAGGCCCCACCUUGUCAGCAUGAUGCCAAGCUAGCUGAGUAUAGUGGCAAGGCUUGGAGCUAAUGGCUGGGGGCUUUAGUUUCUGAUUCCUCUCAACAGCUAGCCCUGGGCCUAGUCACCUGAAAGCGUUACCUCCAUUUUCUCAUCUGUAAAAUAGGCGAACUAAAUAAUACUGAGGACUCUAGGUCAAAUAUGAGGAUUGAAUGAGAUCACACUAUUAAAGUUUUCAUCAGCUGGAAUCUGACACUGCUCUGGAUGCAUUACUUGGAAAAAUUAAUUUUUUAGUGACUAGCCCCUAAACCCAUGAAACAGAAGUAGAAUCACUGAGGUUUUUGUAAGAGGAAAUCGCUUUUAUUCUCAAGAGAACCAAGGGCACAAAGGAAUAUCAUGCAAGUACUUCUAUUCAAUCUGGACUCAGAAAAUUCCAUCAGCCAGCCACCAAAAAAGAGAGACGGCUGAAGUAAAUUGAAAUGCCAUCAGGAUACUGAACAAAUCAUUGCCAUUUGAUAAAAGAGGCAUCACCGCCCUGUGUAUAAAAAGCUUGUGAAGUCUAAAUGAGUUUGGAGAUUUGUGUUUUGUUUGUUUUUUUUUAAAGAAAUGCAUUUUUUAAUAUGGUUGCAGAAAUGCUGCCAUUAUUUUACAUCGAUUACCCAAAAAUUUACCAAAGAUUGCCACCAGCCUUUUUCCGCCACUGUGCAGGCCAGUAGUUCAGACUCAGCAGAUGUCACCCGGAACAAAAUCCAUGCAAUCCUGGGGAAGAACAAGACAAGAGAAUUAUCAAAAGGAGUAAAACGUGCAAGUAGAUACUAUAGAUGCUACUGAUCAUCAAAUUGGGAAGUUCAGGAUUUCUGCUUCACCACCUUAUAUACUUAUGCAAUUGGACCUAAGAAGCCCUUAUUAGCUGUAAGUGAAGAACUUCAUCAAAAUCAGGAUAGAUAGUUUGCCUGGGAAAUUGUAGUAUGCAUGGAGAAGACAUUUACAUCCUGCAUUCUGGCGCUCUCAGAAGAUCUAAUUAGACAUCAGUGUGCAGACGUAAGAUGAGAGGUCUCUCUUGGUGUCACUCCUUAGAACCUGCACUUGAUGUUGUUUGACUUUCCAGAAGAAAAGAUUCAACUCAGUUCAGUUGGGGCAGGAGGGUUAGAGAAGAAACUUGGGCUGGUCUUCAGUUCCUACCACAGUAAUUUCAUUUUUCACUUUGCUUUGAGACAAGCACAGAGGCUGUUGCUGCAGUUGCUGGUUGACGUUUUUUUGUUUCUCAUACAAGUUAUCUUAGAACCAGAGGCAUCGAAGAGGCAGCGUCAAUGGGGAGAGGCAGUUAGAGGCAGGAUGUGGGUCCAGACUAGACUUAGACAAGAUAUGUCACCCUUGGCCCUCACUUUCCUCAUCAGUGAAAGGGAGGUUGCGCUGGACUAGAUGAGCCCUCUGGUUCUUUUCAACGUCUACCAUUCUGGGAGUCUGUGUUCCAGAGAAUUGAGAUUAAUCCUAAGCCCAAGCCUCCAGUAAGCUACUAGAGAGAGAUGUAUCAUGUUUCUAGAAUUUGUCUCCAAAAGCUGGUCCCUCAGUUCUUGGCAAAGACUCUGACCUUAGUCUGAGGAACCAAGCAGGGGUGGGGGGGUCUGAUGGUCAGACUGUCCAGCAUCUCUUAUAACUCACGUUCCACCUGGAACAACCAAGGGAUUUGUGUUAAGUCGUGUCGUUUUGAAAAGUAUCUUAAUUGAUCAGCGAUAUUUUGUCUGUAAAUUUGGAAUGUUUUUCAUUCUGGCCUGUUCUUACAGUGACUCUGCUGAAAUACAAUUUGAUCA